AUGUGGCUGCCCUCUAAUGGCGACCUCGUCAAUCUUGGCAAGUACAGCUACCAAGUAGGUUACCGUGCUUCGAAAAUGGAGAUCUUCGGUGUGGCGGAUCGAAACCGCUCUAGCGUCACGGACACUGCUGUAAAGACAGCUGGAGCCCCAGAUAUCGGUAGUUUGACACGCAGUUACUUAAAGCAUUAG
Messenger RNA from Phytophthora nicotianae INRA-310, 189 nucleotides. RefSeq lists its product as hypothetical. The record is from RefSeq and is a predicted model, not a curated record. NCBI's taxonomy places the organism in Eukaryota, Oomycota, Peronosporomycetes, Peronosporales, Peronosporaceae. The coding region runs from base 1 to 189 and encodes 62 amino acids. The transcript has a single exon.